Lathyrus sativus (Indian pea) is the source of this 411-nucleotide messenger RNA. Lineage: Eukaryota; Viridiplantae; Streptophyta; Magnoliopsida; Fabales; Fabaceae. The record is from the annotation of a GenBank genome assembly.
AUGAAGCUUUCUUUUCUAGUUUCUCUUAUGCUUUUGUCCCUCUUUCUAUCCAAAGCUCAAGGGAUUCGCUUGGAGAAAGGAUCUUUUGCUGCUCCUCAAAAUAAACAUGAUGAAGAAAGAAAGUCGUUGAAAAGAAAUAAUAAUGGUGAUACUGAUGAGGAAACAGUUUUUUGCAAAGAUGAACAUUGCACAGGAAAGAUAAAGAAUAGGGAACUUUUUACGUCAUCAAGUUCUGCCCUUCAUGCCAUUUCAAAGAAGGUGAAGACCAAAGGGAAUGAUAAAGCUAAUGGAAGAAAAGUAAAGGAAUUUAAAGUAAAUAAGAAACAAGAAGAGGAUGUUCAUGAAGACCUUAUGGACAUAACUGACAUGGACUAUUCUCCAGCAAGGAGAAAGACUCCCAUACACAACUGA